GCGCGCUCCGCUCGGCAGCCUGUGGGACGCGACCGCGGCGCUAGUCUCGUUCCUUUGUGCUGCGGCGGCGGCUUCUCGAGUCCUCCCCGACGCGUCCUCUAGGCCAGCGAGCCCCGCGCUCUCCGGUGACGGACCAUGUCGGCGGCGGGAGCGGGCGCGGGCGUAGAGGCGGGCUUCUCCAGCGAGGAGCUGCUCUCGCUCCGUUUCCCGCUGCACCGCGCCUGCCGCGACGGGGACCUGGCCACGCUCUGCUCGCUGCUGCAGCAGACACCCCACGCCCACCUGGCCUCUGAGGACUCCUUCUAUGGCUGGACGCCCGUGCACUGGGCCGCGCAUUUCGGCAAGUUGGAGUGCUUAGUGCAGUUGGUGAGAGCGGGAGCCACACUCAACGUCUCCACCACACGGUACGCGCAGACGCCAGCCCACAUUGCAGCCUUUGGGGGACAUCCUCAGUGCCUGGUCUGGCUGAUUCAAGCAGGAGCCAACAUUAACAAACCGGAUUGUGAGGGUGAAACUCCCAUUCACAAGGCAGCUCGCUCUGGGAGCCUAGAAUGCAUCAGUGCCCUUGUGGCGAAUGGGGCUCACGUCGACCUGAGAAAUGCCAGUGGCCUGACAGCAGCAGACAUUGCACAAACCCAGGGUUUCCAAGAGUGUGCCCAGUUUCUCUUGAACCUCCAGAAUUGUCAUCUGAACCAUUUCUAUAACAAUGGCAUCUUAAAUGGGGGUCAUCAGAAUGUAUUUCCUAAUCAUAUUAGUGUGGGAACAAAUCGAAAGAGAUGCUUGGAAGACUCAGAAGACUUUGGAGUAAAGAAAGCUAGAACUGAAGCUCAAAGCUUGGAUUCUGCCGUGCCACUCACGAAUGGCGACACAGAAGACGAUGCUGACAAAAUGCACGUUGAUAGGGAGUUUGCUGUUGUAACAGGUGGGAGUGGACAGUUUCCUGUUAGCUGCAACAACAAUCCAAUGGUUGAAGACACCAAACAGCAGGAGAGUGGUUCUGUUGGACCAAAAGAAAUAGAAAUAUAUACUGUGUCAGCAAUGCAGACCCCCUGUCGUUGCAGGAAUCAAUAUGAAAAACAGUAGCUCCGUAUCGAAUACAUUGACAAAUGGAUGUGUCAUCAAUGGACAUUUGGACUUCCCCUCCACGACCCCGCUCAGUGGGAUGGAAAGCAGGAAUGGCCAGUGCUUGACAGGAACUAACGGAAUUAGCAGUGGAUUAGCCCCAGGACAGCCGUUUCCGAGUAGCCAGGGUUCUCUCUGCAUUAGUGGGACUGAGGAGCCAGAGAAGACCCUGAGAGCUAACCCUGAGUUGUGCGGUUCUCUGCACCUGAACGGGAGUCCAAGUAGCUGCAUAGCCAGUAGGCCUUCCUGGGUGGAAGACAUUGGGGAUAACCUGUACUAUGGACACUACCACGGGUUUGGGGACACUGCUGAAAGCAUCCCAGAACUGAACAGUGUGGUCGAGCAUUCCAAGUCCGUGAAGGUGCAGGAGCGGUACGACAGUGCCGUGCUGGGCACCAUGCACCUGCACCACGGCUCCUAGAGACGCUGACCUGGCUCUCGGAAACGCAGGAGUCCUUCCUGGUAGCCAGCUCAGAAUACCCAUGUAGCAGCAACUUGAACGAAUGUCACAACUUGUACGUUUUUUAUAUACUUCAACUUUCUGAAAAAGUAAACUUCGACAAGUUCCCAGCAACUGCUUGUUUGUGCAUGAGUAGGGCUUACUAAGUGCAUAGAUGUUUCUACAGUGAGGUGUCCUUUUUAUAAGGUGCACUUUUGGAGUUUUUCUGAUGCCAAUCUCAACAUUGUCUUUUUAAUACUGUCACCAGAUAUUGCCAUUUUUCUUUUUGUUAAAAGAUUAUAUGAUCAAGAUAAAUUGGGGUGGUAAAUCAGGUGCCUGGUAAUUUAUCUCUUUGCACAUGGGCAUCAUUUUAAAAAGCUUGCUUCCACUCUUUUCUGUAGAAUUUGACGGAACACAGCUAUUUCCCUAUGCAAGGUACAGCCUUACAAAGAUUUCUGCAGUGAUUUGUGUGAAGAAGAGAACGUUUGUCUUUUUCAAUGAAGCUUUGCAGAUCACCAUGUGGUUGAAGGUUUUAGUUGUGGACACAGUGGUCCCUCCUUAAUGAUGAAGAUCACUGCCUUGGGCUUCAUGGAAAACAGGCCCAGCCUGGGGCUGCGUUUGGAUUUAUUGUUUUUAUUCCACACUUCCUACUUGGUCUCUGGAAGUUUUACCACAUGUAACAGAUUCCUUUAUAUGUAGUGGAAAUCACUAUUUGUAGAAACUGUCAGGUCAAAAUAUUUAACUGACUGUUGACAUGUAUUUUCUUUUUUCCUUGUUUUUGUUUUUUGGGGUUUUCUGCUUUAAGAUAUAUACCACUAUGUAUAUCCAGUUAACUGAGAGAAUUUUGACUCUCUUAAUAAAACUGCAUUAAGUUUUUGAUUUUGUAGAAAUUAGCUUUUGUCUAGGCAACUAGUGGUUAUACUCUGCAAAUAUUGUAAUGAAUUUUUACUUUUUUGAUUUUUGUAAUAAAAAUUGGUGCAGAUAAAAUGUCAAAUGAACAAACCAGUGUUCUAAGAGUGUUACUAACAUUUUGUUCUAAAACUGUCCUUCACAAAUUGAAUAAAAAACUCUCACACUCA
This is a messenger RNA of Homo sapiens (human), 2640 nucleotides long. RefSeq names its product ankyrin repeat domain 10 (gene ANKRD10). The transcript has 6 exons. Bases 136 to 1083 code for a protein of 315 amino acids. NCBI's taxonomy places the organism in Eukaryota, Metazoa, Chordata, Mammalia, Primates, Hominidae. The record is from RefSeq and is a predicted model, not a curated record.